Molecule: messenger RNA, 1029 nt
Organism: Alternaria incomplexa
Lineage: Eukaryota; Fungi; Ascomycota; Dothideomycetes; Pleosporales; Pleosporaceae
Exons: 2
Coding region: 1-1029 (342 amino acids)
Source: RefSeq, a predicted model, not a curated record
AUGCUCAAGCCUGGCAACCCACCCACUAUCGGUCUCACACAAGUCUGCCGACAAAUUCGAGAUGAGUUCAGGAAGAUCUACAUGCAAAACGUCUCCUUCACAGUCAGAGACAAAGACAUUAAGAGGUUCGCGAACGCGUUCUUUGAGUCGGGUCAUAUGAACCAGCGAGUACUCGAUGGGCAACGCCCCGCGCGCGUCAUUUAUCUCUAUCCGACUGCCACGAAUGUGGACAUACUACCUCUCCUGGAAGUUAAGAUAUCGUUCCCGCAAACCGAGAUCACCGUCAUCCCCGAUCCUGCAGAUAUCGAAGAGCAGUUGCGCAAUCGUAUCUAUGACUUUGCCGCUGCGACUGAAGCCAGUCAACCUCGCUGCGUGCUGCCAUGUCUUGCGCUUGCGCAGACAUGUCAACAGCUCCGAACCGAGUAUCGAUCUAUUUGCCUGAAGCGAGACAUCGUCAUCGACUGGAAGGCGGUCACCGGUUACCUGCGCACUUUCUUUCCGAACGUCAAUGGCAAGAUCGACAACGUUGAGCUUGCACCAGCCAGCAUGACCAUAGUCACUCCUUGGCGCGGAGAUGCAGAGAGAGAAGACCAUUAUGGGCUUGAUAUGCUAUUGCUAGUCAAAAUUGGCCUCUGUCGACCAGACUUCACCUGUCACCUCGUUCACGAUACGGCCAGCCUGCAGCUUUACGACGAGGACGAAGAGAAACAUCGAGAGGGAUAUAACUUCAGAGACUGGAUCGAUGAAGACGCAACACCCGUAGAGAAGAUGAUGUGUAAUCGACACCCACGAUGGAUAUCCGAUAUCGAGACCGGCGAGAUCACCAGAAUCAUGGUUUCCAACAUUGGGGUCAGCACUUCGCCCCAGGCAGCGUUCUACCUUAAAUCUCGGCAAUUGCUCGAGGACCUGGACGCUGAGGAUGAGGAAUUUGAAGGAGACACAUUGGAAGAAGCUUAUUUCAACAGAAUUGACGUUGAUCCAUAUUGGGGAGAGUUUCCGGAGUUUCCUGGCCUAAGGAUUGAGGUAUGA